Molecule: messenger RNA, 3894 nt
Organism: Oryzias latipes (Japanese medaka)
Lineage: Eukaryota; Metazoa; Chordata; Actinopteri; Beloniformes; Adrianichthyidae
Product: protein FAM184A
Source: RefSeq, a predicted model, not a curated record
UCCGUGCACGCGCCCGUUAUGGUCGCGUGCGACGGAGCAGUCCCACACGCGGCUGGCUGUUCCAUCUCUCCCCCUGUCCCCCCUCCCACCGCGACAAGAACGGGAUGCCCCCGCUGAGGCGCUGACCCCCCCUCCCUUCCCUCCCCGCUCCGGUUGAUCCGCGCGCUCGCUCCGGUUCGUUCCCGGUGAAGAUGGCGGCGGGGGCCGGCUGGCAGCCCUCCUUCAGCUCCGCGAGCGCCGCCAAAUUCAUCGCGCCCCCCCCGUCCGGGCUGACGCUGGAGUACACGCGGGACCUGCACCUGAAGAUGAGCAAGAAGAUCGCGCAGCUCACCAAGGUCAUCUACGCGCUCAACACCAAGAACGACGAACACGAGGAGGAGAUCGAGUCUCUGAAGGAGGCGCAUGAGGACGAGGUCCAGCACAUCGUGACAGAAACCAGAGAUAAGAUCAUGCAGUACAAGACCAAGAUGGCGGACGAGGCCGACCUGCGGCGCCGGCUGGCCAGCCUGGAGGAGUCUGUGGAGCUUCACGAGCACAUGAAGAGACAGGCUCUGGCGGAGUUUGAGAUGUACCGGCAGAGGAUGGAGGACUCGCAGCUCUGCACCGAGGCGCAGCACACGCAGAGGGUGGUGUCCAUGAGCAGGGAGGUCAGCCGCAGUCUGUGCACGUGUGAGCGUGCACUAACCCUUCUGCAGGUGGAGGAGAUGCGGCGGGACUUUGAGGAGAAGCUGCGAGCCUUCAGCCAGGCUCAGGCCCAGUUUGAGGCGGAAAAACGGCGAGCGCUCGACGAUCUGAGGGCCACCCACCGCCACGAGGUGGAGGAGCUCCGCCACAACCAGCAGAACCAGAGCGCCACCUCCUCAGAAGACCAGGAGCGGAUGGCGGAGCUUCACCGGCAGGAGGUGGAGGCUCUGAUGGAGAGGGUGGAGGACAUCACCAAGGACAAGGUCCGCCUGGUGGAGGAGUAUGAGGGGAAGCUGGCCAAGGCUCAGGAGUACUACGAGAGGGAGCUGGAGGCCAUGAGGAGGACGCACCAGCUCACCACGGAGAACCUGCUGGCCUGGAAGAGAACCGAGGUGGAGCUCCGGAAGGAGUUCCAAGCUCAGGAGGCGGCGCUGCAGCGCUCCCUGUCAAAGCUGAGGAGCGAGCUCCAGAAGGCUCAGGAGGAGGCGCGUGAGAACCGAGACAAGACCAACAGGCUGCAGACGUCGCUGGCCAACGCCGAGGGAACCAUCAAGAACCUCCACAAGCAGCUGGAGGAGGCCAUCCAGGACGGUGAGAUCUGGGUGAUGCAGCUGAAGGACACGGAGUACGAGCUGGAGAGCAGCAGGGAGCGCGUGCAGCAGCAGGCCACCGAGAUCCUGCACAAGGCCGGUCAGAUCGGUUCCCUGCAGGCCACACAGAUGGCCCACGAGGCCACCAUCCGGAACCUGGACCAGGACCAGACCCGGCUGAAGGAGAAGAUCAGCCGGCUGGAGGAGGAGCGGGAGGCUCUGCUCAACCAGAGCCAGCUCCUCAGCGAGCAGCACAAACAGCAGGUGCUGAAGCUGGAGCAGUCUCUGCGGGAGGACCAUCAGGGCUACGAGAAGGAGCUGUCCAGGCUGAGAGCCCACUAUGAGGAGGAGACGCUGAGGUUCAAGGAGGCGCAGCUCAGAGCCCUGGAGGAGCUGGAGGAGAAGCACCGGACCAUCAGGGAGGAGGCCCUGCAGGAGAAGGAGGAGGAGAAGAAACUCCUCAUCACAAAAAUGAGUCAGGAGUUUGACAUCAAACGUCUGUCGUUGGAGGAGCAGAGGGACCGCCUCCAGCAGCAGCUGGACAACCUGAAGGAGGAGCUCUCAGCCAAAGUCAACAUGGCCAAUCAGGAGGUGUCCCACCUCCAGGAGCUGGUGAGGGAGAAGGAGCAGAACCUCAGCUCAGCGCAGACGCAGAUCAGCUGCCUGAAGGAGACGCAGGAGAAGCUGAGAACCGAGCUGGACGCCACCAGGGCCCGCGUCCGGGAGACCAGCAACCUGCUGACCGACCUCCAGGAGGAGAUCGAGACCCAGAAGCAGCAGCACGAGGCCAGAGUCAUGUCCAUCCGGACCGAGGAGAAGCAGAAGAUGGACAAGAUGGCGGACGACCUGGACCAGAAAUGGAGAGACGCUCUGCGAGAGGAGGUGCGGCUGCUGAAGGAGGAGCUGACAGAGGAGUACGAGGCCGACAAGCAGGCGGCUCUGACGCAGCUGUCCCAGCAGAAGGAGAUCGAGAUGAUGGCGGCCAGAGAGAGCUGGCAGAGGAAGGUGGAGGACCUGCUGGAACAGAUCUCCCUGCUGAAACAGUCUCUGGAGCUGCAGCUCUCGCAGUCGCAGGCGGCGCUACAGAAGCUGCAGUCUCAGUUCAGCCAGGAGAGGGAGCUCCUGAGCCAGCAGCUUAAAGAGAUGCAGAGGGAGCAUCAGAGGAGGGAGCACCGGCUGCAGGAGGCGCACUGCUGCGCCCUCAGCACCAUGGAGGAGGCCCGGCAGCACCAGAUCAGAGCCCUCGAGGAGCGUCUGAAGCAGGAGCAGAGGGAGGAGGUCCACGCGCUAAAGGAGGCCCACAGGAGAACCCUAGAAAUCCUGCGGCAGCAGUCAGAACAAGAACUGCAGACUCUGCGCUUCGAGCUGGAGGACGAAGGAAAAGCCAAGCUGGCCUCCCUGCGCGCCGAGCUGAACCACCUCCACGCCGCGGCCAUCGAGCACCUGAAGCACGUCCACAUGAAGGAGAACGCGGCGGCGAAGCGGGAGCUGGACAAAGUCAGGGAGCAGAACCACAAAAAGGUAGCUUGGAUGGAGCAAGAGCUCCUCGUUCGCGUCUCCGACCUGGAGGCGGAGAUGUGUUCCCGUAGCAACCGCAUCACCGACCUGGACCACGAGAUCCACGCCCUGAACCAGACCAUCGACACUCUGACCAGAGAGCUGGAGCUGAAGGGCAAAGAGGUUCUGAGGGUCCGCAGCGAGGCCAACCACCAGAUAAGGGCCCACGAGCAGGACCUCACUAAGAGACACGAGCGGGACCUGGGGGAGCUGAACGUGGCUCAUCACCGGGAGACGCAGAUCCUGCUGGCCGACUUCAACAAGGCCCAGGAGGUCCUGAAGGACAAGAUCUCCGCCCUGCAGAUACUGCUGGAGGGGACGGAGGAGAAGAUGCGGAACCGAGAGAGCCGGCCGGAGGACCUCCACCUGAUCGCCGAGCUCAGAGAGAUGGUCAGCGAGCGGGAAGCUCUGGUCAAGAAGCUGGUGGACGAUAAGAAGUUCUACCAGCUGGAGCUGGUCAACAGGGAGAGCAGCUUCAACAAGGUCUUCAACUCCAGCGCCAACGUCGGCGUCAUCAACCCUCUGAUCAAGUCUAAAAAGGGCGGCCAAUCAGAUCGCCGCCUCAACAGCUUCCCUAGCCACUCCGCUCUGCGAUUCGUCAGCCCCCCAACCACGAGUCAGGAGGGCCAGGAGGAGGCGGGACGGGAGGUGGAGGAGGUAGGACCAGGAGGCCAAACUGGGUCUCCUCACUCCCCCCUCCAGAGGUCUCUCCCCCAGUCCUUCCUGAAGCCGACGUCGAGGCGCCAUCACACCUGAGGGAGGCGGGGCAAAGCAGAAUGGGGGCGGAGCUUCCCUCUCAGUCCUUCUCCUUCUCAAUGCAAAAAAUGUUCCCCAGUUCUGUCAAAAACGGAGGUGAGGGACAGGAAGCUGAAGCUGGAGACCGCCGCUGUUUGAUCGCCCGCAUUGCUCCAACCAUGGCCAUGAUGGGGGGGGGUUGUUGUAGGAGGAGCUGAGGUGUCCAAAGUCUAAAGGCCCGUACACACCGGGACGAAUUUCGCCGACGUUUAACACCUCGUGACUAAACAAAGGGCACCAAUGAGAGUGUGCACACCGCCGCGAAAAA